UUGUUUGAUGUGAAUGAAAUUCAGUAGCUUUACUUUCAGCUAACUUACUGAAUUUUGACUAAUUUCGGCAAUUUUUCAGCCAACGAAAAGUGAAAUUUGGUUGACCUAAUAUACAAAGUAGGAACUAUUAGUUGUAACACGAGUGGGGCAGUCGAGCAGAAGUCACUGUCGGACCUAAACAGCGACAAAUGGCGUGAUAGCAACGUACAUUUAAUUAAGAAAAGUUUCAUUUUUUUCUCGCAUUGUAAGCUCUUAAUUUUGUAUCGACAUAACGCCUCACAUUUUAAUAACAAGACCAGGUCUUGCUGCAACAAUGGACGCCCUGCAGAGGAGAGUGGUUCAGGAGGACGUGGUCCAGUAUCAGCUCUUCUUGAUCCAGCCGGACGGUUCAACAUCACAACAAACUGAGGAACAUUUCUCACAUCUCGUAGAGGAGAUUUUGGCCAAGGUUGCCCCGCUGCUGAUGCAAUACAUAUGGCAGAAUCAGCCAUUCAACCUCAAGUACCAUCCUGAGAAAGGAGAUGUUCCUGCUCACAUUGGAGGCAGCACCCAGUUUGGGGACAAUGUGGAGGACGAGUGGUUUAUUGUUUACCUCUUAAAGCAAAUCACAGAGGCCUUCCCAGAGCUUGCAGCCAGAGUUGAGGACAACGAUGGGGAAUUUCUUCUGAUUGAAGCAGCUGAUUAUCUUCCCAAGUGGCUGAAUCCAGACACCAGUGAGAACAGGGUGUUCCUCUGUAGGGGAGAGUUGCACAUCCUGCCCUGCCCCUCCAAUUCCAGUCCAGUAGGGGUCUCAAGGGAUGUGGUACCCAGUGUGGCACAGGCUGUAACACUGCUCUCCACCCACCCAGAGGCCUGUCGGGCAAGCUCCAAGAUUUGUUCAGCUCUGAGGAGGCGACUAGAGGGGUACCCAGAGAAGAUCAGAACUGGCCUGCAUCGUGCCCACUGCUUCAUACCUGCAGGCAUCGCCAUGGUGUUGGCACAACGUCCAGACCUGGUCGCCCCUGCUGUUUCAGCUUUUUACCUGCGGGAUCCAGUGGAUCUCCAGGCGUGUCGAAGCUUCAAGACCUUUCCCCCUGAUGAGAGAGUCUUAUCCUCGGUGACAUUCACCCGGUGCCUGUACGCCCAGCUGCAACAGCAACAGUUCACGCCAGACCGGAGGAGCGGCUUCACGUUGCCUCCUCGCUCUCACCCCCAGCACAAAGCCCAUGAGCUUGGCAUGAAGCUGGCUCAUGGCUUUGAGAUCCUGUGCUCUAAGUGCAGACUGCCAUCUUCAGAGCCUGAUGCUCCAGUCAGUUGUAACCCUCAGUGGAAAGGCUUCAUGGACAGUCUGAAAAGGAACGGCUACUUUCGGGGACAACUGGAAGGUUCGGCACGUUACAGAGACCUGACAAAAUCAGCAGAAAACUUCUUUAAACAGUCUGUUGCCUCUAAAUCCGGCAGUGAUAUGUCCGCGGGUGAGGAGGUUCUCCAGCUGCUACACAGCUGCGCUCCCCUGAACUUGGAGGACCUGAAGAAACAAGAGUCACAGCUCCCCCAAGAGGACAGUGACAGCUGGCUGGAUAUCACAGCUCAGGAUUUGGAGCGUAUGUUGCAGGAGAGAAGUGGGGGGAGAGCUGAUGUUGGCAGCCAAAACGCCAGUUUCACCAAACACUCACAGCACGUCGGGGUGGCAAAGGAGAGGAGAAAGGAGACAGAGGACGACAAGGAGGAAGAGGAGGCCAGUUACAGCCUGGUAGCAGUCAGUCAGGGGAUGAAGAACUUCCUCAACGCCAUGUCGUCACAUGAGGGUGCUGAACUGCCCUGGACGAAUUCAACUCAGCCUUUUAGUUUUGACCCAAACUCCAUGGCCAAUGCACUGGACCGACUGCUAGGAAGCAAAGAAGAAGAGCUUGAUUCAGAUGAUCUUGAUGACGAUGACGAUGAUGAUGAUGAUGAUGAUGAUGAUGAAAAAGAAGAGGGGUCCUCUGGUCCUGCAGAGAUAAACGGGACAGAGACUUUGGACAGUCUCAGAAAAUAUAUGGACCAAAUGGAUCAGGAGCUCCUGAGCACUAAUAUUGGACAAAGCUUCAAUCUGACGAACAACAACAAGGCAGGUUUGGACACUGGGUCCCUCCAACCCUCUGCCACAGACGGACUCCCGAAAGAGGGAGCAGUGGAAGAGACAGAGGAGGAAAUUCAGCCUCUUGACGUGGAUCUCAACCUGGUCACCAACCUGCUGGAGUCCCUCAGCUGUCAGGCCGGGCUGGCUGGACCAGCCUCCAACCUGCUGCAGAGUCUGGGAAUACACCUCCCACCCAACUCUGAUCCCUCAUAAAGGACAAGAAGGAGCUAAUGAAUGAGGUGAUAUUUGGCAAACUUCUCUUCUGUAUGAAUGUUGGUAGUGAAACCCAGAAAGGACAGUUGAUGAGAAGUCAGCAGAAUACUUUGAUUACAUUGACUUCUGAUGCCAAAGCACUAAUGGAUGUUGAAUGCAUCGUGUGCAGUUUUCAUUGUAAACAAACAUGGUUUUGUACAUUCAGUGUUUCUCACUGUGUGCACUGUAAAACUAGUUUGCAAAAAAACAUUUUGAAUGUUUUAAAACCUGCAUUUUUUGCAGUUUACAGUUAAUAUUAUAUGUACACAAGUACAAAAAGGAGAAGGAGCUCAAACAUGUGCUCAAGAUAAAAUUGUAUACAGGAUUUUACAAGAUUUAUUUCCAGUGGAUAGUUUUCUGUCUGCAUUAUUGUGCAAAUUUUUGUACAAAUAUAAAAAAUAUACUGUAUGUCUCCAUCAAUGAUCUAUGAUGGGUACAUAUUUAUGGUUGUGUGAAUAGAAAUGCAUUUAUCUUCCAUGUGGAAACCAGCACUCCCCUGACAGUCUUGUUUCAUUACAGUAGAAACACUUUGGAGGAAGCAAAGUAUCCUUUAAAGUCCAAGGCAGGAUGAGGGAAGAAUUGUGCACUGAAUACCGAACACAGAAAAAGGGGUCUCACUCCACCAACUCCAUGUUUAUUUGAAAUCAUGGUAAACUGACAGUGAAGGAUUGUGUAGUUUUGAUCAGGUUUACAGUAGGUUUUUAAUAAAUGCUGUUUUGUGUAAUGUGUGACUGUGUGUACUGAUAACAGAUGAUUUGACAGCACUUACAUUGGUUUCUUGGAAACAAAAUAAAUAUUUUUGGAAAUAAA
Molecule: messenger RNA, 3163 nt
Organism: Thunnus maccoyii (southern bluefin tuna)
Lineage: Eukaryota; Metazoa; Chordata; Actinopteri; Scombriformes; Scombridae
Gene: ecd
Product: ecdysoneless homolog (Drosophila)
Exons: 14
Coding region: 314-2314 (666 amino acids)
Cellular component (GO): nucleus
Source: RefSeq, a predicted model, not a curated record